CACCCUUCAACAAACCAGCCUCUCCUCCUCCAACUGUUUUAACUUCCCUUUAUUUAGCAUAUCCCUCACUUACAACAAUGGUCUCCCUUCUCUCUUUCUAAAUUUCUAAAUUUCUACUGUCUCUAAAUUUAUACCCACACAAGUUCAUAUAUAGACAUAAGCACAACUAUCAACUUUCAAUAAUGGCUAGGCAGACUAAUUCACAGUUUACUCUCUUUCUGUUCCAAGCCUAUCUUUUGACUCCUAACUAAAACCCCUCUCUCUCAUUCAUUCACUAUAUAUAUACAUAUAUUUUCCCCCACUCCCCCAUCUUGCUUCCUCCCUCCUCCUCCCCUCCCCACCCCCCUCUAGCUCUGUAUUGUUGGCGGUGGCGGUGGCGGUGGCGGUGGCGGUGGAGGAUAGGAAGAUGGAAGCUUUAGAGGAAGUUGUGGGUGGUGGUGGUGGUGGUUCUAAAGAACAUACCCACAUCGUAAAAGGCAAGCGAACCAAGCGACAGAGACCACAAUCUCCGAUUCCAUUCUCAAUCGCCGCCACACAUUCUUCGAGUGGUGGUGGUGGUGUUGGCAAUGACAACAAUGGAGACAAUUUUAACAAAGUCUCCUCGCCUGAAACAUCAACUGAAUUCAUCGAUAGCGCCACCGAGGAAGAAGAAAACAUGGCCAAUUGCCUAAUUCUUCUAGCACAAGGACACGAAUCAAAAAACCCAAUUGAUCUUGAUGAUGAUGAUGAUGAUGAUGAUGAUAAUGAAAUGGGAUUGAAAUUCACGAGUAAAAGAUCGGCCCAAGCAUACCAAUGCAAGACAUGUUUUCGAAUUUUUUCGUCGUUUCAAGCAUUGGGAGGCCACAGGGCUAGCCACACAAAGCCUAAGCCCAAGGAAAAAAGACCAACUAUGAUAGCAACAACAUCCUCCGAUGAAGAACAACAACAAUUCAAGAACAAGCCUUUGAAUAGCCAUUCUAAGUCAUCAUCAAAGGUUCAUGAGUGCUCGAUUUGCGGGGCUGAGUUCAUGUCCGGACAGGCCUUGGGAGGUCACAUGAGGCGCCACCGUGCACCACCACCUAUAGGUACCACCACCACCGCCACCACAACCACAUCCUUGUCAUUGAGGACAUCUGAGUUUGAGUCUGAUGAUCUUCAAGAAGCCAAGAGGGCAAGAAAUGUGUUGUCAUUGGAUCUGGAUCUUAACCUUCCAGCCCCAGAUGUGGAUGAUGAUCAUCAUCAUGAAUCAAAGUUCUGCUUCGCGUCCGAGCAACAAAAACAGCAAAAACAAUCGCAUCUUGUCUUGUCCACCGCCACCGCUUUGGUGGAUUGUCACUACUAAUUCGGGGUUCAAAUUUUCGUUCUUUACAUCUGCGUCUUAUUCUGUGAAAUUUUAUUAUACUCCUAAUCCAAUUAUUCUUUUAAAUAUUGAUCGUUUAUGAUUAAUUUCAGGGUUAGAUGAUGUGUAAUACCCACUAUUCUUUUUUAUUGUUACCAUUGAGAAUUGGGGAUUCUUUGGAUUAUUAUUAUUAUUUUUUGUUUUUUUCACAUCUUGAUAAAUAAUACAAUUUGACUUGAAAUUCUUUGAAUUCAUUGUUGUGCAGUUGGUGUUCUGUUUUGAGUUUUUUAAUUUUAUUUUAUUGGUUUUGUUUGUUUUUCAGUGUAAAGAAUGUGUAACAGAGUGAGAAGGAGGGAGAGGUUGGGUUGGAAUUGUCACCACCACCACCACAACCAAAAGUAUUUUGUGGUUUAAGUUUCAUAGUUUUCAUUUACAAGAAAAGAAAGAGUCUCUCUGUCUCUCUUAAGUGAUGACAACAAUGAAAGCGUGGAAUGCCAGUAAGUAAACUGCACUUCCCAAAUGAAUCCACCACCCACCU
Molecule: messenger RNA, 1856 nt
Organism: Camellia sinensis
Lineage: Eukaryota; Viridiplantae; Streptophyta; Magnoliopsida; Ericales; Theaceae
Source: RefSeq, a predicted model, not a curated record